Molecule: messenger RNA, 696 nt
Organism: Blastomyces gilchristii SLH14081
Lineage: Eukaryota; Fungi; Ascomycota; Eurotiomycetes; Onygenales; Ajellomycetaceae
Product: tyrosine phosphatase
Exons: 3
Coding region: 1-696 (231 amino acids)
Biological process (GO): dephosphorylation
Cellular component (GO): cytoplasm
Molecular function (GO): phosphatase activity; inositol diphosphate tetrakisphosphate diphosphatase activity
Source: RefSeq, a predicted model, not a curated record
AUGGAUACCUCGCUAGUGGCUUCGAAAGCGGACCAAGCCGCCCACCCACGCCACAUGGAGCUGGACUACCAGAAAACUUCGCUGAAGUCGUCAAAGGCGUAUACAGAAGCAGUUUUCCUCUACCAGUGCAUCUCGACUCUAUUUCCCGGCUUAAUCUUAAGACCAUUAUUUGAUGAAGAGUGGUCUCGCGACUAUGGUGAAUUCAUCCAAGAAAAUGGAAUUAAAUCCUAUGUCAUCCCGAUUUUGGCGAACAAAAACCCACUGGUCUUCACUCCAUACGAGACUGUUAUUGAAGUGCUAAUGCUUAUUUUGAACCCAAUGAAUCAUCCUGUGUUAAUUCACUGCAACAAAGGCAAGCACCGAACCGGAUGCGUUAUCGCCUGCUUUCGCAGAGUUCAAGGGUGGUCUCUCAUGGCUGCCCUCCAGGAAUACCAGAAACACUCUACACCUAAGUCACGUGUACUGGACCGAAAUUACAUUGAGGGGUUCGACCCAAAUUCCCUCUCUGACCUUGUUGAGAAAGUGGGUGCUCGGAAAUGGCUUCCAACAAUUAUUCCAGUCGACAACAUCGGGAAAGACAGGCGCGAAAUAUCGCAAAUCAGCCAUGACGAAGAUCAAAUUCCAAAGGCUGAGAGUGCGCCUCCUAGCCACUUCAAUACAAGUUUAGAGGAGCUCCACAGGAUCAACUCCAUCUGA